Stylophora pistillata is the source of this 2882-nucleotide messenger RNA. Its product is annotated as E3 ubiquitin-protein ligase TRIM9-like. The record is from RefSeq and is a predicted model, not a curated record. Gene Ontology annotation, molecular function: zinc ion binding; protein binding. Lineage: Eukaryota; Metazoa; Cnidaria; Anthozoa; Scleractinia; Pocilloporidae.
UCCACCGCCUCACAUAGCAAGCACUCGACAAUUUCUUUUUCGUAGCAAUGGAGAUUGAGUUGACAUGUCCUGUUUGCUUGGAUCUUUUUCAAAGGCCGAUCGUUCUUCCAUGUUCGCAUAACCUCUGUACACCAUGCGCGCGGAAAAUCUUGGAGCCAAACGGAGCGCCAAAGGCAUGGGCGAAAUGGGUGAAGGAAAACAGGAGCGCGGACUAUAAGUCGCACUUGGAACCCGAUGUAAAAUGUCCAACAUGUCGACGCAAAAUACCUUUCGAUCCAAAAGGUGUUGAUGGUCUACCUCGAAAUUUGAUUUUGGAGAACGUAAUUGAAAGAUUCAAGGAAGAGAGAAAAACUCCAGGUCAAGCACAGGAGGAACCUCUUCUGUGUCAAUUCUGCGAAGAUUACUCCCCUCAAAAAGCUACUUUGAUGUGCAACGAGUGUGCCUUUCUCUACUGUGGAACCUGUUUCGAUGCGUGCCAUCCCAGCAAGGGCCCUUUAGCCGACCAUACCAUAGGGCCUGCUAUAGCCAAGCCCACAAAGCGUCAAGAAAAGAGCAUGCAAUGUCAGCAACACAAAGAAGAGAAACUGGCUCUGUACUGCUUUGCAUGCAAAGAGCCGGUGUGCUAUUUGUGCAAAGAGUAAGGCACCCAUAAGGGGCACAAUGUGGAACUGCUAGAGCCCGUAUUUAGAAAUGCAAAAGAGGAGUUGGCGAGAACAUUAGGAACGCUGACAAGGAAGAAUUACCAUGUACAAAAGUCUCUUCAGUCCUUAGAGGGGAUGUGCACUAUUGCCAAGAAGUCUGGUUGUGACGUUGAAGCUCAUGUCAAGAGGGAAUGCGACUCACUGAUUGCUAUAGUGGAAAAAAAGAAAGCGGAGCUAUUUAAAAGAGUAGGUGAUGAAUAUCAAGAUAAACUAGGAGAACUUAGCGAUGCCAUGCACCAGUGUGAAAAUAUACUGUUACAAGGUGACGGCUUGGCUGAGUUCACACAAGAAGCUUUGAAGGAGGAUAACCCCGCAACUUUCCUUCAGGUAAUGAUGAAUGUAUACUGGAACGGAAAACUACAGACCGACGAUUCCCGCCCUGGGGGACCCUCUCUGAUGGGCGUGGUCGGACCUGUAAGGCCGGCCUUUACCGUGUAUGGAAGUACUGUGCAGCUGAGUUUACAGACUGGACUUGAGAGACCAGCUGCAUACCCUGAACCUCCUGUUAUUCACCUCGAACAGUGCAGCGUAGAGAACACGAGAAUCAACUUAGUGUGGUCUCCCCCAGAAAACUGCAACGUGGACUGUUACAUCGUAGAGAUCGACACCCUAGAUCGGGAGGGGGACAUCCAUCAGGAGCGUAACUUCAUUAAGGUGUACCAAGGACCACGCACCAAGUACACACUCAGGGGAUUGGACUACAAUGUUACUGUUCUCGCGCGUGUAAAAGCCUUGAAUACCGCUGGCGAAAGUGAACCGAGUGAUGAAGUUUCGCUAUCGACUGAAAAGGGUGUUAUUUUCAAAUUGGACAAAGAAUCUUUGCACGAAUCACUCCGCCUGUCUGCUGGAAAUCUGAAAGUAAAACAAAACAACAUGGUACACGGGAACGCCUUUGGUACAGCGUUCCUGGCCGAUGGCUGCCACUACUGGACGAUAAAUAUUGACAACUUUAAAGGAGAAAAUUCUUUUAUAGCUGUUGGGGUCGCCAAAAAGAUUACCCAGGAUUCCAUUCUGGGGAACACUUCUGGAUCUUACGCCUUACAAAUCUUCGAAGGUACAACAGCUCGAACUGAGAACGCCAAGCACAAGAUUCAGAUUAAAAGAAAAGCAAAAGACCUGAAGGACAGUAGCCUUGGUGUUUUCCUGGACCUAAACAAUCAGUUCCUCAACAUUUACCUUGACGGGGAACUUCAAACGGACAUUGGUCGUCCUAAGGGUCCUAGUUUUAAGGGGCUGAGUGGGGAAUUCUGUGCGGCCCUGUGUCUGUAUGGAGCCAAAGUGGAGAUGACCAUGGUAACAGGGAUAGCCACUCCUUCAGUUCCAGACUCUCCAGCAUUCAACAAGGCCAGAUGUAAAGUGAACAACACAACAGUGUUACUUGGCUGGCUGGCUCCGGAAACAAAAUGCUGUGUUGAUUAUUAUGUUCUUGAAGUGGACAUGGUAAAAAGCUCCGAGUUUGCAACACGAAGGAAGAAGGACCGCAAGUUUAAACGACUGUACGAGGGUGCCGCGCGUGAAUACGCGCUGUACAGUGUACCUUAUAGUGUAAAUGUCAUUGCGCGCGUGUUCGGCGUGAAUCCGACUGGUGAAGGAACUCCGAGUGAGGAGCUAAUUCUUUCAACGCCAACAGGCUUAUACUUCCAACUGGAUUCAUCAUCAGCGAAUCACGACUUGGAACUAACCAAUGAAAAUUGUACUGUGAGUCUGAAAAGUCCUAUGUACACUUUCAUUUUGGGAAACGUGAAAUUAUCUACUGCUUGUCAUUACUGGAGAGUUCACGUGGAUGAAUUCAACUCCCACAACAAACUCUCAAUCAUCGGUGUCGGUGUCGCCCGAAAGGCUCUUGAGGACCCAAUCUUAGGCGAAGAUUCUGAUUCUUAUGCCGUACAAAUCAACGAACAUCCGAACGUUUCGUGUUCAAACACGAAGAACCGAGUGCAGAUCAAGAGGUCGUCAAAGGAACUUACUAACACAAAUAUCGGCGUACUGUUGAACUUAGAUGAAUACUUUUUGAAUUUGUAUCUAAACGGCAAACUCCUGACGGAUCCAUCCAGACCGAAUGGGCCGACAUUUGUAGGUUUAUUGGGGGAGUUUUAUCCUGCGCUGAGUCUUUACGGAACAAAUGUUAAAUUGACCGUUUACACUGGAGAGUCGUACGAUGAGUGACCGGGCUAAAAUGCA